Molecule: messenger RNA, 394 nt
Organism: Octopus sinensis (East Asian common octopus)
Lineage: Eukaryota; Metazoa; Mollusca; Cephalopoda; Octopoda; Octopodidae
Product: secreted acidic protein 1A-like
Exons: 1
Source: RefSeq, a predicted model, not a curated record
AUGGCGACAGUGACAAUGGUGUCGACAAUAAUGGUGAUGGCGACAGUGGCGAUGGCGACAAUGGCGACGACGACAACGGCGACAGCAACAACGACGACAACGGCGACAACGACAACGAUGACGGCAACAAUGGCGAUGGUGACAAUGGUGUCGAUGUCAAAUGGCGACGACGAGAACGGCAAUGACGACAACGGCAAUGACGACAAUGGUGACGACGACAAUGGCGAUGAUGACAAUGGUGACGGCGACAAUGGCAACAGCGACAGUGGCUACGGCAACAAUGGCGAUGGUGACAAUGGCGACGAUGACAACUGCGACGAUGACAACGGCGACGAUGACAAUGACAAUGAUUCAUUAGAGGACAGCACCAUCCACGUCGCUGACACCUUCCUCU